ACGAAAUUUGUGCCUCUGGAGGUCGCUUCCGUGCGACUCAUCAAAUAGCUGAGCAUGUAUUGCAGGUACCGCUCUGAAUCCUGAACGACUUGACUGUAGAUGCUGUCGCGAAGAAAUAGGUCGGCUACGGGUCACCAUGCUGCGACAGUUUACGACGAAUGCUGAUCAUAUGUGCUGUUGAUACUAGGUGGCGUGUGUCAUCAUUUUCCUCCAUGGUGAAACUGCUAAUUUUCCGCUGCCGUCUGUCUCCGAACUUGAGUGCUAUCGUCCCAUUGGGAUACAGGGCCCUGCGGCGGACCCAGUUCAAGUUCUCAUGCUCAAGAUCUAAACCAUACAUUUUGUAUCAUUUACUUCAUCCGUUCACGGGCCAAUGUAAUGGGGUUGCAUCUCACGUACGAGCUACACCGAGUGUCUCCCGAUACACAGCACCUCUUCAUCGUUGGCUAACUCGUACCCGUUAGCAC
Molecule: messenger RNA, 464 nt
Organism: Toxoplasma gondii ME49
Lineage: Eukaryota; Apicomplexa; Conoidasida; Eucoccidiorida; Sarcocystidae
Exons: 2
Coding region: 159-461 (100 amino acids)
Source: RefSeq, a predicted model, not a curated record